GCGCCUGAGUCACCGCGCCGCUCUUUGUGCUCGUUGCAGGUCGAUCCUGCCAACAAGGGAUCCUUCAACGUAGUCUCUCACAAUGCAUUCGAACAAUUAUCGUUCCACCUUUGACGGUCACACAUCAGGAACCUUCUAAUACUUGGAGGCUGAUUACCAAGCGACGAUUGCGCAACUGCCCACCCUUUGAAACGGCGCCAUUACAACAGGCUCCUUUUUAUGAUGGAGAACACCAGGAAUCAAGAUCACGUCGAAAGUGUUGGACCAACAGAAUCACAAAUUCCAACAUUCAAAAAUUUACCCAAUAAAGACCAACUAUUCAUCUUGGCACUUUCGCGAUUCGUGGACUUCUUUCAGCAGGCAGCACUGCAAACUUUUAUGGUCCACCAAUUGCAGAGCUUCGAUCCGAGCCUUUCGCAGGCAACGAUUGCAUAUCAAGCAGGUAUUCUCCAAGGCUCCUUCACAGCCGCGCAGAUCAUCACAAGCAUUAUUUGGGGCAGAGUAGCCGACCACCCUGCAUUCGGGAGAAAGACUGUGCUUAACAUUGGUCUCAUCGGAACGGGCAUUGGCUGCGCCGGUCUUGGCUUCAGCAGUAAUUUUCAGCAAGCAGUGGCAUGGCGGCUGCUCACUGGUGCGAUCAAUGGCACUGUCGGGUCAGCGCGGACAUUGGUCGCUGAGUGCAUACCGAAACCCUGGCAUUCUCGAGCAUUCCUAUUCUUUCCCGUGGCCUUCAAUUUCGCCAAUGUUGCCGGUCCCGUAUUUACUAGCCUGUUGAUUUAUCCAUAUACCAAUAUGUCCUCCCUGUUUGGUCCACAUAGCCUCCUGGGUGGCGAUGAUGGAUUGACGUGGAUGAGGCAGUACCCAUUCGCUCUGGCCAACUUGUUGAGCACAGCGCUGUUGUUCACAGAGGCAGUCCUUGUUCAUUCCGGCUUGCAUGAGACAUUGAAGGCCAAACAACCUAUGAACAUGGUGGUUUUUAGUCCUUUCCAGGUUGCGCGCACCUGCUACAAACUUUUGACCACAAGAUUCAAGAUGGGCGAUCGGCAUGCUUCAUCUGUCGUGCAUCAAAAUGAAGGUCUCCUGGCCAACUCGGAUGAUCAUGACGAGAAUGAAGUACAGUCGAGCCAUGCAAAGUUGGACGGCGUGACUCCAAGGAUGUCGUUUUUCCAGAUCUGGACGCCAAAUCUGAUCUGGACACUGCUUAGCAUUGCCAUCUUCGACUUUCAUCUGGGAGCGUUUGCCAAUCUAUGGACUCUUUUCCUUGCAGGACCCCGACUGAGUAAUGCUGACUUUGUGAAUGAAGAACGAAGCCAGGGGCGAAACGCUAGUCUGCACUGGAGGACUGAUGUGACCAGGUCAUCUGGACUCGGCUUUUCUCCCAUCUUGAUUGGGAACUCAAUGGCAAUUCUAGGCUUCGUUGGGGGUGCAUUGCAACUACUUUUGUACCCUUCAGUCACUCAGCGAUUUGGUCUGCUGCGUUGCUUCCGUUGGUCGCUGCCCCUUUUCCCCGUGGCAUAUUUUUUGACGCCAUUCCUCUCCUCCAUACCUUCACGCGAUGCUCCGCCUGCAUCAGCAAGCGGCCUUCUCGUUUGGGCUGGCAUCAGCUCGGUAUUGGUAUUGCAAGUUUCGGCGCGCACGUUCACAAUGCCUGCAGCGAUCAUCCUUUUAAACAAUGCUUCGCCGCAUCCCAGUGUGCUUGGCACUGUGCAUGGGUUGGGCAGUGCUGAUUCCGCAGCAUUUCGGACCCUUGGGCCUAUGAUUGCAGCUUAUUGGUAUGGUGUAAGUGUUGAGAAGGGUAUCGGACAAUUAGCCUGGUGGCUGGUGGCUGUCAUUGCAGCAAUCGGCUGCAUUAUCAGUCAUCGGGUCAGAAACGGGAGUGGACAUGAAAUUCUGCUACCUGAAGAUAUUGAGCUGGAACCACCACCAGCGCUCCAACGAACCCGUCACUAGGAUUCCGCGAUGGAACUCGUAAUCGUAUAACCAUCUGUGCUCCUAGUGGUGGUUACUCUCCAUAAAACCGACAAUGCGUAGGGGCAACCUUGGACACGUGCAUUUCAUUUCAUUUCAUUUCAUUUCGACGCAAGCAGAUCAGCGGCCUGACUCCAAGCCGCGCGUAUUGAGCAUUUCGUGUCAUCUACG
This is a messenger RNA of Dissoconium aciculare CBS 342.82, 2139 nucleotides long. Its product is annotated as MFS general substrate transporter. The transcript has a single exon. Gene Ontology annotation, biological process: transmembrane transport. Bases 220 to 1950 code for a protein of 576 amino acids. Lineage: Eukaryota; Fungi; Ascomycota; Dothideomycetes; Mycosphaerellales; Dissoconiaceae. The record is from RefSeq and is a predicted model, not a curated record. Gene Ontology annotation, molecular function: transmembrane transporter activity.